AUGUUACUCUACCCACCCAGGCGAUCUCAGGUCUCGGAAUCCUUCGACAUACGCAGAAGUCUAAGUGAGCUAUCCGUUACGGGACGCGCAACCUGGAAUCCCCUUAGCAAUCAUCCGUCAUCACCAACGCGAUAUCCACUUGGAGCACCGUGGAAUGAGGAUAAGGAUGAGGAAGAUGAAGAGUUUACGACUGAAAAUACAACAGAGUUGGAUCCUAAUGGAGUGCAUACCAUCACGCUCGAGAAAAUAGCGGACUACCGCGGAACCUUGCCCUUGGAUGAAGAGGAUGAUAGUCUGGAAGCUGGUCCUUCAGGAUAUCUUCAAGGAUGGACGGGCAACGGAGUCCAGAGUGAAAUGGUGUCAGCCCUCAUUGAGGUUGCUGCUCAGUCCUCCAGUACACGUCCACAAUUAAGUCCUGAACCCGCGCCUGCAGUGGAGAUGGGUGUUGUCUCGUUCACGAAGGGCCAUUCUGACUAUGACGUUGGCGUCGGUCCCCAUCCUGAGUUGUUGAUAAGUGACACAGCCGUUACUAGCACACAGAAAUACACGAUCAUUUCCCAUGAUAAUUCUUUUCUCGACGACGACAACUCGGAUAAUGACGUGGUGGAUAUGAAGGAGUUCAAAGAGGACGAACUUGAGCACUAUGGUUUUCAGAGUGACGACGACACUGACGCUGAUUGGCAGGACGCUUAUAACCACGACGGUCAGCCAGCUAUUAUCGAGUCAUCCCCUGUCAUCGAUGCAACCGCUACUACCGCUGCCGUUUUCGGAUGUCCUAGUUAUCGUGCGUUUUCCAGGGAUGAGAUGAUACAGAGAUGCAAGAAUGUUUUUAGAGUUGAGCCCAAGGACGAGCAGCUGCAGGUCACAGAGCAUUUUGGCCAAGGAUAG
This is a messenger RNA of Linnemannia hyalina, 888 nucleotides long. The record is from the annotation of a GenBank genome assembly. NCBI's taxonomy places the organism in Eukaryota, Fungi, Mortierellomycota, Mortierellomycetes, Mortierellales, Mortierellaceae.